UUGCUCCGAGAUUUAAAGAGAUGAGGGCUGUGAAAUAUGCUUUGUAAGCUGUGAAGAGUUAGUACAAAGAACAAAUCUGCUCCUCUUUUACGAUGCCACGAGGGAAAGCUCUUCGGUGGAAAGAUAAGAGACCUUAGCUCCUAUCAAGCAUCAACGGAGUUUCCACCGGAGCACUGCAGCAAGGGCUGCCCGAGUUCUUCUCCGCUGGCUCCUCCCCCACCACACCGGCCCCGGCCCGGGUCAGAGGCGGCGGAGGCUCCGGCGCCGGGCCUGCUGGGGCUGAAAUCCCGUGCCGGGGCGGGGCAGGCCCCGGCCGCCCAGUUCCUGCUUCUAUAAGCGGUGCCCGGGGCCCGGGGACGCCACAGGCGCGGACACCGCGGGCGGCGCAGGAUGGGCCCGCGCAGCGCGGCGAGCCUGCCCCGAGGCCCCGGGCCGCGGAGGCCGCUCCUCCCCGCCGUCCUUCCGCUGCUGCUGCUGCUGCUGUUGCUGCUGCCGCCGCCGGGCUCAGGCGCCGGGGCCGGCCGGCCGCCCCACCUUGUCUUCGUGCUGGCGGACGACCUGGGCUGGAACGACGUGGGCUUCCACGGCUCGGAAAUCCGCACGCCGCACCUGGACGCGCUGGCGGCCGGCGGGGUGCUGCUAGACAACUACUACACGCAGCCGCUGUGCACGCCGUCGCGGAGCCAGCUGCUCACCGGCCGCUACCAGAUCCACACAGGUCUACAGCACCAAAUAAUCUGGCCCUGUCAGCCCAGCUGCAUUCCUCUGGAUGAAAAACUCCUGCCCCAGCUUCUAAAGGAAGCAGGCUACGCUACCCACAUGGUCGGAAAAUGGCACCUGGGAAUGUACCGGAAAGAAUGUCUUCCAACCCGCCGAGGAUUUGAUACCUACUUUGGAUAUCUUCUAGGUAGUGAAGAUUACUAUUCCCAUGAGCGCUGUACGUUAAUCAAUGCUCUGAAUGUUACACGAUGUGCUCUUGAUUUUCGAGAUAAUGAAGAAGUUGCAACAGGGUAUAAAAAUAUGUAUUCAACAAAUGUAUUUACUGAAAGGGCUACAACCCUCAUAACUAACCACCCACCAGAGAAGCCUCUGUUUCUCUACCUUGCUCUCCAGUCUGUCCAUGAGCCCCUUCAGGUCCCGGAGGAAUACCUGAAGCCAUACGACUUUAUCCAAGAUAAGAAUAGGCAUUACUAUGCAGGAAUGGUGUCCCUUAUGGAUGAAGCAGUGGGAAAUGUCGCCACAGCCUUAAAAAGCCGUGGGCUCUGGAACAACACGGUGUUCAUCUUCUCCACAGAUAACGGUGGGCAGACAUUGGCAGGGGGCAAUAACUGGCCCCUUCGAGGAAGAAAGUGGAGCCUGUGGGAAGGAGGCGUGCGAGGGGUGGGCUUUGUGGCCGGCCCCUUGCUGAAACGGAGGGGCGUGAAGAACCGGGAGCUCAUCCACAUUUCCGACUGGCUGCCGACCCUGGUGAAGCUGGCGGGGGGCAGCACAGAGGGCACCAAGCCUCUGGAUGGCUUCGAUGUGUGGAAAACCAUCAGUGAAGGAAGCCCAUCCCCCAGAAUGGAGCUGCUGCACAAUAUCGAUCCGAACUUUGUAGAUGUUUCACCAUGUCCUGGGAACAGCAUGGUUCCGGCAAAGGAUGAUUUUUCCCUUCCAGAAUAUUCAGCCUUCAACACAUCUGUCCAUGCUGCCAUUAGAUACAGGAACUGGAAACUCCUCACGGGCUACCCAGGCUGUGGUUACUGGUUUCCUCCACCAUCUCAAUAUAAUGUUUCCGUGAUACCCUCCUCGGACCCUCCGACCAAGACCUACUGGCUCUUUGACAUUGAUCAGGACCCACAGGAAAGGCAUGACCUGUCAAGAGAAUAUCCUCAUAUCGUCAAGCAGCUCCUUUCCCGUCUGCAGUUCUACCAGAAACACUCGGUGCCCGUGUACUUCCCAGCACAAGAUCCCCGCUGUGAUCCCAAGGCCACUGGGGCUUGGGGCCCUUGGAUGUAGGAUUUCAGGCAACCUAAGGGGCAGCUAGAAAGCCUUUCUGUUGCGAGUUGGACUUCAGGCCUUUACUUUAUGACUCUUGUCUCAUUUGUUCUCCCAACCUAGGUUCACCUGGCCCUUCUCUUGCUCCUAAACCACACUGAGGUGUCUAAUUUCAACCCCUAGUACAUUUGAGAUGCUGAUAAAAUCUGAGUACUUCUGCUGUUGACUGGGGCGUGUGUCUAGAGGAGAGGGUGACUGGCUUCCUUCCCUCUUUCCUGAGCCGUGGGACAGCAGGGAACACGAUUUGAAAGAGGAAGUUAUUGAGUCUUGGAACCUGGAGCAGCUGGCUCUUUUUGCCUCACAAGUCAGAUGUUAGAUUUCCCUCUGCCCAUAGCUGGGUUUUAUUGGAGUGAUUCACAUUUCUUGUAACAAAAUGAAAGGGUCAGACAGUUGUUAAUGGUUCUGUUGGCCAGGGGUUCUCCCUGUCUGUGAGAGAUCGUGUUUAGGCAUCCCAUGUGAAUACCCCGGCUUGGUUCACCCCUCGCUCAUGCAUGUCUUCACUCACCUCGUCACUCAUCCCGUCAUGGAGCGUAAGGCUCGUUGCAUUAUUAAGAUCAGUGUGGCACUAGGCCUACUCCUUGGUUUUGGUUUUUACAAUAAAGAAAUUUGUUUUUUCCCCAGUUUUUUCCAGCCUCUGCGCAUCUUGUCUGGACUGCCUGCUACCCCACUCCCUUUGUGGUUCUUUUUCUACCCUUUCUUCUGACUCAGGUAUCCCAUGCCUGGGAAGGCUGCUUCGCUUCUCCACUAUGCGCACCACUGGUUUUUGGAACACUGCUGAGGCCUGCCUUCCUUUUGCUCCUGACACUAAAGCUAGAGCCCCGCCCAGAAAGGGCAGUGCGUCUGGCUCUGUGGGCAUGCUCAUGGCAGUGCUUGGGUCUCUGUCAUCUGCUUGGUGACUUUUUUUCUAGUUUAUUCUCAUGAGUGUAGCUGUGUCUCAUAAUAUAUUCAGUUGCACUGCUCUUCGGUAGCAGUGAGUAGAAACCCUGGGAAAGGAUAAUAUUGUCCUGAGACGAUGCAAGUAGGCAAUUUGAAAAAGGAAAUGGCCGGCAUCCGGGAUGCCGGGCCUUGGUAACGCAGAUGAAGGCACAACCACGUUUCUCUUAGUCUCUCAGUUUUACUGCUUGUAUUGAGGUUCUGAAGUUGGGGAAGGAGGAUGCACAGUUUGACCUGCCAGCUCUUUCUUAGCCCCACCAAUGUCCUACUAAUGUGGACCAGUCCAGAUUAGCUUCAGGAAUGUCAAACUGGCACCAAUGCCUGGUACAUAGAAGGCACUCAAUACACUUUUAAAAAAAUAAAUGAAUGAAUGAACAAAUGAGUAAAUGAGAAAGUCUCACACCAUGGAAGGUGCUAGUCCAAUGAGCUGAACACGGGGCUGAAUAUAAAUAUCUUCCAACCGUCGCUUUUCUCUUCUCGAGCUGCCCUCCUGGGGUAGGAGCACAGUCUGCAUAUCUGGGAAGUCUAGGACAUGCCACAGUGAAGUUGUAAUGUCCUCUCAGAGGGAGAGGAGAGAAAAAUAUGCCUACUGAAGAUACUCUUCUGCCAAUAAUCCUCAGUUCUCUUCUGCAGAGGACACUAGAAUCUAAAACUACCAAGCCGUAUGAUAUAGGUCAUGGUACAGCCAUCCUUCAAUUCAGUAGCAGUAUUCUCCGGUUACAACUAACUUGUAUUAAAAUACAGUGAUUGGAAAGAAAUGGUGCUAGAACUAAUGACACCUGUUACCAACCUGUACCCUACUCCUGGGCUGGCAUGCAGCUGGCCAAAAUGCUACUAACUCUCACUCCCAUACCUGUGGCGGAUAUUAGGAACUAACUGAGCCCAGAGGUUCCUUCUGGAUCCUUCUAACCCCAGGACUGUAGGUACCAUUAAUACUAUAAGAUUGGAGGACAUCACUACAUGACACCUAUUUGCUCCCCCUGCUGUCCCAGCAGCUGUUCCCAGUUCUAGUUCCUUGAUCGCUAUGUACGAUGUGGAUGUUCUGCACUCGAUGGACCUAAAGGGAACUUUAAAGACAGUUUUUGGUAAAACUUUUGUUUGAGAUUUUAUGUUAUCCAUAAUAGAAUGUACUCAUUGAAUUUUCUUAUUCUGUACAAGAAUGUGAACAGAUUCAUAUGCUGUCAUUAGAAGUAUUAAUGGUGUUUCUCUCUGAUUUUGUUUACCUUUAAAGAAGUUUUGUUUAUUGUUUUUCUUUUUACUACCUGAUUGUGCCAGAUUUGGGGGACAAAAAAUUAAAUUUAUCUUUGAAAGUGUGUCAGCUGUGAGUAUGGGGUUUCCAUUUGGGAGAUGAAAAAGUUCUGGAACUGGAUAGUGGUGGUGGUUGCACAACAUCAUGAAUGCACUUAAUGCCUCUGAAUUGUAUACUUUAAAAUGGUUAAAAUGUGUAGUUUUUAACCACAAUUUCAAAAAUGUGUUGGCCCAUUUUAUGGUAUGUGAAUUAUAACUCAAGAAAGCUAUUAAAUAAAUAAAUAUAGCAAAAAAUAUCAGA
Balaenoptera acutorostrata (minke whale) is the source of this 4519-nucleotide messenger RNA. RefSeq names its product arylsulfatase B (gene ARSB). The transcript has 8 exons. The record is from RefSeq and is a predicted model, not a curated record. NCBI's taxonomy places the organism in Eukaryota, Metazoa, Chordata, Mammalia, Artiodactyla, Balaenopteridae. The coding region runs from base 391 to 1998 and encodes 535 amino acids.